Messenger RNA from Haliotis rufescens (red abalone), 1461 nucleotides. RefSeq names its product mucin-5AC-like. The coding region runs from base 1 to 1461 and encodes 486 amino acids. Lineage: Eukaryota; Metazoa; Mollusca; Gastropoda; Lepetellida; Haliotidae. The record is from RefSeq and is a predicted model, not a curated record. The transcript has 2 exons.
AUGAAUUCUUCAAAACAUGAUAAAACACCAACAGAGGACACCAGCACUACCUCAAGAGAAGACACCAGCACUACCUCAACAGAUGACACCAGCACUACCUCAACAGAAGACACCAGCACUACCUCAACAGGGGACACCAGCACUACCUCAGAGGACACCAGCACUACCUCAACAGAAGACACCAGCACUACCUCAACAGGGGACACCAGCACUACCUCAGAGGACACCAGCACUACCUCAACAGAAGACACCAGCACUACCUCAACAGGGGACGACAGCACUUCCUCAACAGAGGACACCAGCACUUCCUCAACAGAGGACACCAGCACUACCUCAACAGAGGACACUAGCGCCACCUCAACAGAGGACACCAGCACUACCUCAAUAGAAGACACCAGCACUACCUCAGAGGACACCAGCACUACCUCAACAGAAGACACCAGCACUACCUCAACAGGGGACACCAGCACUACCUCAACAGAGGACACCAGCACUACCUCAACAGAGGACACCAGCACUACCUCAACAGAAGACACCAGCACUACCUCAACAGAGGACACCAGCACUACCUCAACAGAAGACACCAGCACUACCUCAACAGGGGACACCAGCACUACCUCAGAGGACACCAGCACUACCUCAACAGAAGGCACCAGCACUGCCUCAACAGGGGACACCAGCAUCACCUCAACAGAAGACACCAGCACUACCUCAACAGAGGACACCAGCACUACCUCAACAGAAGACACCAGCACUACCUCAACAGAAGAGACCAGCACUACCUCAGAGGACACAAGCACUACCUCAACAGAGGACACCAGCACCACCUCAACAGAAGACACAAGCACUACCUCAACAGAAGACACCAGCACUACCUCAGAGGACACCAGCGCCACCUCAACAGAGGACACCAGCACUACCUCAACAGAGGACACGAGGACCACCUCAGAUGACACCAGCACUACCUCAACAGAGGACACCAGCACUACCUCAGAGGACACCAAAACUACCUCAGAGGACACCAGCACUACCUCAACAGAGGACACAAGCACUACCUCAACAGAGGACACCAGCACUACCUCAACAGAGGACACCAGCACUACCUCAACAGAAGACACCAGCACCACCUCAACAGAAGUCACUAGCACUACCUCAACAGAGGACACCAGCACUACCUCAACAGAGGACACAAGCACUACCUCAACAGAGGACACCAGCACUACCUCAACAGAGGACACCACCGCCACCUCAACAGAGGACACCAGCACUACCUCAACAGAGGACACGAGCACCACCUCAACAAAAGACACUAGCACUACCUCAACAGAAGACACAAGCACUACCUCAGAGGACACCAGCACCACCUCAACAGAGGACACCAGCACUACCUCAACAGAGGACACCAGCACUACCUCAACAGGGAUACUAAUAUUGGCAGACAUGCCAGUGUUCCUGUUAUGA